Molecule: messenger RNA, 1022 nt
Organism: Nematolebias whitei (Rio pearlfish)
Lineage: Eukaryota; Metazoa; Chordata; Actinopteri; Cyprinodontiformes; Rivulidae
Gene: id1
Product: inhibitor of DNA binding 1, HLH protein
Exons: 2
Coding region: 103-495 (130 amino acids)
Biological process (GO): cell differentiation; negative regulation of transcription by RNA polymerase II; circadian regulation of gene expression
Cellular component (GO): cytoplasm; nucleus
Molecular function (GO): protein dimerization activity; transcription regulator activity
Source: RefSeq, a predicted model, not a curated record
GUUGCGGACUGUCAACACUGACCUGCUAACAUCUCUUGAGAGGACAAAGCUGAUUUACUCCAAGCCUGCGUGAAAGCUGCGUUUCUGUACCAAACAGAUAAGAUGAAAGUUGUCGGAUCUACCUGCGCCCUGAAGAGUAAGGUCGGUGGAGAGAUCGGUCUGUCCGAGCAGAGCCUGAGCAUCUCCAAGUGCAAGAUCCCGCUGUUGGACGAGCAGAUGAGCGUCUUUCUUCAGGACAUGAACAGCUGCUACAGCAAGCUGAAGGAGCUCGUGCCCACCCUGCCCACGAACAAAAAGGCCAGCAAGGUGGAGAUCCUCCAGCACGUGAUCGACUACAUCUGGGACCUGCAGGUCGAGCUGGACGAGCCGGAGAAGAGCCGUCAGCACUCAGCGAGCGGCGCGCCGCGCACUCCGCUCACCACACUGAACUCUGAACUCGGCAGCAUCUCAGUGGAGCAGAACGGAUGCUCAGACGACAGGAUAAUGUGCCGCUAAAGCCUCCAUGAAGCAUCAUCAUCAUCAUCAUCAGCGUGCGCCCGUGAAGAACGAACAAGGCGGCUCGAUGUGACUCUUGUUCUGGACCACAUCGAAGCCCAGAGCCUUGAACUGUAGGGACGUUUCAUCCCCCUCCCCACAAAAUUAUUAGAAGUGGACACCCUCAGACCCAAAGGGGGUUACUCAUCCACGGCUCUCGAUUCCUCCGUGGACACGGACCAGCCCGCGGUGUCCAGAUGUAGACCGGGUCAGUCGGAGGACCAAGACGAGCUCGGAGCAGCCAGCGUGCUGCUCAUAGUUUUUUUUAUUAUUUUUAAAAGCAACUUCAUGUCUGUUACACUUUUAUAUUACGUGUAAAAAAUCAUGUAAAGAAAUUCCAACAAUUUUGUAAAAGUAAUAAUAAUUUCUCAGAUUCCUGAGCGACAAAACUGUAUUGUAUAUUACAAUGCCAUAGAUAUGUGAAGAUAUUGUUUUCUUACAAUGUACUUUAUUUGUGUUUUUAUUAAAACAAGAACACUAUUUUUGAA